ACAAACGUGAAAAAUACCCUUGUGGUUACGGAGUACAUAAUUUCUUGGGGGCAUUUGGUCAUUUUCUCCCUUGUUACUUGUAAGUACGCACACAAAGAAAAGGUCAAACCGGAGAAAAGCCAAGUCAAAAGAGAGAGAAAGAGAGAAAACAUACGGAACCACCGCCGGAAACUCAGGUUAUUCACUUCUUCUUCAUCUUCUUCACACCCACGUGUCUUCUUAUUUCUGCCAAGUCCCCUGAUUUCUUUUAAUUUUUUUUAAUUUCCCUCUCAUAAAAACAUCUCCUUUCUCUAAACAACUCCCUCCAUUUAUCUCUCUUGAAGCACAACAACAAUGGCAGAAGUGGACCCACCGGAGCAGCCCCGCCAUAUCCAAACCCGGCGAGCUCAAUCAUUCACUUCUCUCUCCUCCUUCUUCGCUGGACCUGAAAGCCCAACUCAUCCUUCUCUGCCCUCUCUGUCGGACUCUGAACCUGAUUCCUGCGAUUUAGACCCGAAGCCGGACCCGAUUUUCGAACCUGAUGUAGACCAUCUUCUUCAUCAUCAUCGUUGUCAUCAUGAGCAUGAUCAUGAUCAGGUGAGCUAUUCCAACUUGUUCCAGCGUAGUUCUUCUCAAAACGCCUUUAUCUCUGAUGGUGCAAUUGGGCUAGGUUUGGGUUUGGGUUUGGGAACAGGGUUGGGUGACCCGAAUUGUGAAUUUUCGGGUGAAGGUGAGAGGAUUGGUGGAUUGAGUGAUAAAGAUGAGGUUGAUUUAGAAUUAGGGUUAGGGUUAGGUGCUGAUCAUGAUGCUGGUCUGAAUCCUAGUUAUGCAUCUCCAAUGAUUGAGGAACCGCAGCAUUUUGAGGGUCUGCGUAUUGUGAAUAUUGAUGAUUCUGACUCUGAUUCUGAAGAUGGUGAUCAUCACCAUAGAGGGUUCGGUGGGGUUAGUGAUUUCGAUCGUCCGCCAUACUGUUGGGAUUAUCUGGGGUUUAACAAUGGGAAUCGUAGUGAAAAUGUUGAAACUCAGGAGAGAGAAUCUGAUGUGGGUAGUGUUGUAAAUGAUAAUUUCGAUGCUUUUUUUGUUGAAGAAGAAGGUUUUGUUGUUGUUGAGGAUGAUGAUUUAGGAACACCAAUUCAGCUGGAUACUGAUGUGUCAAAUGUGUUCGAUACGUAUCAAUUGAGGGCGGAACAGCAGGAAAUUGCUAUUGAUUCUGAUACUGAUGAAGGUGGAGAACUUGGUGUGGAGGAAGCAAUUCGUGAUUUGGAGUGGGAAAUCUUGUUAGCUGUUAACAAUUUCAAUCGUGAGGUUUAUGAUAUGGAUUUCAAUGUGAAUAUGUAUGAAGCGAUUCUUGGUGAGGUGGAGGAGCAUAUGAAUGACUGGAGGGGGAGUCCUCCUGCUGCUGACUCUGUUAUUGUGAACCUUCCUAGUGUUACAUUGUCUUGUGAGGUUUUGAAAGUGAGUGAAGUCGUUUGUGCAAUAUGUAAGGACGAAGUUUCUGAGGAGGAAGUGGUAAAGCAGCUUCCUUGCUUUCAUUACUACCACGGGGAAUGUAUAGUUCCAUGGUUGAGAAUUCGAAAUACUUGUCCUGUUUGUCGGCAUGAGCUGCCCACUGAUGAUGCUGAAUAUGAGUUCAGGAAGAGGGAGAGGGAGAUGGAAGAAGGGCUGAAUGUUGAUGCUAAUGAGGACUUGUCUCCGGAUUCACAGGAACAACACCCGACAGGGGAAGAAAAAUGAAAGGUGCUGUGUAUCUCAUGCUGUUAACAACACCCGACAGGGGAAGAAAAAUGAAAGGUGCUGUGUAUCUCUGUGUGUGUUUUUUGAAAAAAUAAAAUGGCCUAAUGGAGUUUGAUCCUUAUUUAGCUCAAGGAAUAAGUGGAGAAGAAUGCAAGGUAAUCAAGUUUGACACAAUCUUAUUUGAUUUAUCUCCUUCCAAAUCUGGUAAAGAGUGAAAAAUAGAGCUGUGGAAUAUGGACAAUGUUGCACAAGAAGCAUGGUGCACAAGAAGAACAUACGUGUACCAACAAAAGAACAUGACCUUGCGAUAAAAGAAAUGUCAUAUAUUAUUUCAAUUUUUUGUUAUGAAAAAUAUAUAGUAUUUUACUUAUUAAAAAAAUAAAAAUAAAUAAAAAUAUUCAUGUUCUUUUAACUAUGUACUUGUGCUCUUACCGUGCAUCAUGCUUACUUGGCAUCAUGGUCCAACUUCUAAAUUGCGAUAUUUCCUCCGUUUGGAGGAAACUUUGAUAAUAGUGGCUUCGCUUGCGUCUAAAAUGGACACAAUUAACGGUUAUCGGUACUUAUUACUCCCUCGGGCCUCAGCCCCUAAAGAUUUGCCCCAUGGAAUAAUUUCACUUUAUUAAUAUUAGGGUGUAAGUUGUGCACACUUCUUUGUAAAGUGAGCCUACGGGGAGAGAGAGCAGGAGGGGAAAAUUACCAUUAAGAUAUGGGGCAAAUUUAAACGAUCGCCAAACAGAAAAAUGGAAAAAUCUUUUUAGGGACGGCGGAAGUACUUUUUAUUAGAACCUAAUUACCUAUAGUACCAAAGUGGUUGAUGGUACCCAUAAAGCUCAAAUUCUAAUCGGUACCCGUAAAGAAAUGUACUGCUAGUCAGUUGACUCAGUACCAACAUACGCGUCUUUGCACCUUAUUUUUAUCGCUUAUUACUUACUUUUCUUUUAAUCACACCAGAAAGAAAUUUCAUAUAAGACCCAAAAAAUAAAAAAAAUAAUAUUCAGAUUAGGCCAAGACCAAAAAUAUACAAAACAAAACAUGCUGGAACUAAAAUAAUCAGAUUUGAUCAUAAACUAAAAAAUCAGAAAAUACGGAGUACUCCGUAUGCAUUAUAGAUUGGAUUUGUGUUUUCUUUUUCUUUUUCUUUUUUUAAAAUACACAAAAAUUAGGAUAAGUUUGGAGUCGCGUGGGCUUUGCGCCUAUUCUCAAGUUCAAUUUUAAUUAAAUCAGCAAAAUAAUUUUUUUUGUAGUAAAGGGGAUUUGAAAAUGUCCUUAUUGUCAAAUUAAUUUCAGUUGUCAAUCUGGACAUUAUACUCUGGGUUACCGGGUUGGUACUGUAAUUCUAACUUAUUGAGUACGGACUAUGGAGUAUUAUACCUAAAGAUCUCCACUGUAUAAUUGAUUGAUAUUCCCUCCGUCCCUUAAUACUCGUACCGCUUUUUUUUUUGGGUCGUCCCUUAAUACUUGCACCGCUUCUAUAAAUAGAAAUUUUUACCAAUACUAUAAC
This is a messenger RNA of Spinacia oleracea (spinach), 3214 nucleotides long. RefSeq lists its product as uncharacterized. The coding region runs from base 334 to 1713 and encodes 459 amino acids. The transcript is spliced from 2 exons. The record is from RefSeq and is a predicted model, not a curated record. Gene Ontology annotation, cellular component: cytoplasm. Lineage: Eukaryota; Viridiplantae; Streptophyta; Magnoliopsida; Caryophyllales; Amaranthaceae. Gene Ontology annotation, biological process: protein ubiquitination. Gene Ontology annotation, molecular function: RNA-DNA hybrid ribonuclease activity; zinc ion binding; ubiquitin protein ligase activity.